Bursaphelenchus xylophilus (pine wood nematode) is the source of this 1252-nucleotide messenger RNA. Lineage: Eukaryota; Metazoa; Nematoda; Chromadorea; Rhabditida; Aphelenchoididae. The record is from the annotation of a GenBank genome assembly.
AUGGAUAAACUUCCCUUCUCUCUCUACGGCCAGAUUUGUGGCCAUCUCGAUGAUUUGGAAGAUGUGAUCGCGUUGGAGGUGAGCAUCGGAUUCAUUAGUCAUCAUUUACUUUAGCAGAUUAUUGUAACUUAAUUCUAUUACCGUAUCCUUUAGUCGACCUGCAAAAGGAUCCGAAAUCAAGUCCGGGCUUGUUUCUGGGGCCAGCCCAAGAAGCUCCGACUGACGGAUGGGAAUUUCGUGCAGGUCUUCUUGGAGAACGGAAAGAUGUACAAGGCCAAACCAAGGCUGAGUGUGAUGAAAUCCGUUUGUUCGAAAGCUAGAAAUCUCAGCGAAUUUGACCUGGCUUCAUACACUGAGCUGCCAGAGUCAUUUUUCUACGGAUUUGUCAGAUUUCUGAGAAAAAACAGUGAGUUUAACGAUAAUACAGUAAUCCAGCCUCAUUCAAAUUUGUAAUCAGCUAUUUUUAGGAACCCAAAUAACUUCUUUGUGUGUCAAUUACAUAAACCCCGAGGCAAUGUACGCUUCCUCCGAGUCACGCAAAGACUUAAAGGCCUAUCCCAGCAAGCCUGUCCAUGAGGUAAGCGUAACAUCGCAAAAUUAAAAUUCUUUUUGCAGCAAUUAACAAGACUGAUCAACCGACAAGGCUCCAAUCUUACCCAUCUCUUCAUCAGGAUCAACGCCAUUGAUUUUGUUUCUCUGCAACGCGAUGUCUCCGAACUUUUUGUUGAAUUUGCUUGUAAAUGCUCCCAGGAGAUCCGCCAAGUCUUAUAUCCAUUGCUGAGUGGAUUCAACAAGAAUCUGAAGGGAUUUAAACCCCGAAUUAUGCAUCUGGGGAUCAGGAGUCAAGGCCAGUGUGUUCUUCCUGCCUUUGAUUUCUGCACUCACGUCACCAUUCCUCAAGAAUCCCGGGGAUGUCUCGAAGAAAUCCAUUACAGAAUCCCGAAUGCGGAGACUGUGGCCGUUCUCAAUUACGAUGCCUUUAUGCCGUCUUUGAUGGAGAAAUUGAACAAAGUCUCGCUUUUCAUAGACGAUCUUAAUGUAAGUUUUUUUUAUCUAACGCGUACUAAAGAAAACAAGAGAUUAUUGAGAAAUUGUUUGCCAUGGGGUGGUCUAAGCUAAUGUCAGCUGAUUACAGGUCAAUUCUGCUGAGCUUUGCGAUAUUGGGAACCGAAUCCAGCCGAACCGAUUCAUGGUGGAAUUGACUUCUCCCACGGCCACUUUCAGUCUUCCCGCCAUGGGAAAAGUUCAUUGA